AUGAAGGGCCCCUGUGACAAGUUAGAAGAGAGUGCUCCGACAGCGGUGUGGCCCCCGAUGGCUGAGGCGCAAAUCUGGACAGUGAGGGAGAGGAGGUGCCAGGGUUCUACCGCAAGGAGGAAAUGCGUGAAAAGUCCAAAGACACACAUGGCGGCAGAGAGCAGCUCAACGGGCGGCGCGGACGGAGAAGCGGCCACUAAUUCAGAGAGACUGUCUCGCAUCAGCUGCGAGUGCCUGCGGUCGGCGGGCAGGCGGCGAUGCUCGGCGUCGCCUCUGCUGGACGGAAAGGAAGGAAAAGAAAACCUGAGAGAGACUCCGUACGAUGUCGAGGACGGGCCCGAGGAGAUGGAUUGUGCGGAAGGGGACAAAAACGUCUUUCCCGAUGAUGACAGUAACCAGAUUCUUCCUGUCGAGCAGUUCUUUGGAAAUCUGGAUGCUGUGCAGGAUUUUCCUGCAAGAACCUCAGCGACUUCAUCCCGUCGCCAGAAGGAGCACCGGCGGCGGCAUUAUUUCGCUCGAGAGGACAGCGAUGAAGAGGAGGAGCGAGCGGAGGGAGACGGCACUUUAUGA
Nerophis lumbriciformis (worm pipefish) is the source of this 570-nucleotide messenger RNA. NCBI's taxonomy places the organism in Eukaryota, Metazoa, Chordata, Actinopteri, Syngnathiformes, Syngnathidae. The record is from RefSeq and is a predicted model, not a curated record.